Molecule: messenger RNA, 1124 nt
Organism: Chenopodium quinoa (quinoa)
Lineage: Eukaryota; Viridiplantae; Streptophyta; Magnoliopsida; Caryophyllales; Amaranthaceae
Product: mediator of RNA polymerase II transcription subunit 21-like
Exons: 5
Coding region: 283-780 (165 amino acids)
Biological process (GO): regulation of transcription by RNA polymerase II
Cellular component (GO): mediator complex
Molecular function (GO): transcription coregulator activity
Source: RefSeq, a predicted model, not a curated record
AGGACAAACUAUGUGAUAAUUUGUUAGCCCGAUUGAGUAAUUAUGCAUAAUUCAUUUUAACUGUAAUAAUGUCCCAUAGUAAUAAGUCAUAUAUAUGAUCGCAUUUAAGAAGUGUAAUACUUAAAAAAAAAAAAAAAAAAAAAAAUUGUGCGCAAACAUCAUCAAACAAGCCCUACAACUACAGCAAUCAGCUAAUCAUCUUCUUCGUUCCUCUUCUCAAAAUUACAGAGCUCUCUCUUCGAAUUUGCAGAAAACAGUCCGCGAAUCUUCACAAGGAAGAAGAUGGAUAUAAUAUCGCAAUUGCAAGAACAAGUAAAUUUGAUAGCAUCACUUGCAUUCAAUACUUUCGGAACUUUACAAAGAGAUGCUCCUCCUGUUCGUCUCUCUCCUAAUUACCCUGAACCUCCUAAUUCGAACCCUAAUCCUAACCCUAACCCUAAUUCAAAUAAUUCGAAUCCCAAUCCUCCCCAACAAGGGCAGCAGCAGCAACAACAACCACCGCCUGAUGCUUCCGCCAAUUUUGCUGAUGAACCCAAAACUGCCAGUGCUGCUCUUGUUAAGGCUGCAAAGCAGUUUGAUGCUUUGGUUAAUGCCCUACCACUAGCUGAGGGAGGUGAAGAGGCUCAACUGAAAAGAAUCGCUGAGCUUCAGGCAGAAAAUGAUGCUAUUGGCCAAGAAUUGCAGAAGCAACUGGAAGCUGCUGAUAAGGAAUUAAAGCAAGUCCAGGAAUUGUUCAGUGAAGCAUCUGAUAAAUGCUUAAACAUGAAGAAACCAUAUUGAAUAUAUUUCCCCUCCGGAAAAAUAAUAGGAUUGAAGGUUUUCUUUGUUGAUCAAGUCACUGGCCUGAAGUUUGUGCUCAAACAAUGAGAUUACGCAGCUUGUCUGUCAUCUUUGUACAGUGUGUUUGGAGUUUGGACUGUCCCAAAUAUUGCACAUUUGUUGGUUAAAUGUUUUAGAAUGAACUAAACCAAUAUUUUUUUUAGUUAGUACAGCACAUAGCUUGGCUUAAGAAAUUUUAGUACCAAAACAAAAUUGUUAACAAGACGUGUCAAGUUUACUGACUUGCAUUCCAUUGUUUAUCUCAUUAAUUGAAAUUUGAUAUCAAACCUUUGGCUUUGUGUUGA